Molecule: messenger RNA, 4040 nt
Organism: Pangasianodon hypophthalmus (striped catfish)
Lineage: Eukaryota; Metazoa; Chordata; Actinopteri; Siluriformes; Pangasiidae
Gene: col21a1
Product: collagen, type XXI, alpha 1
Exons: 30
Coding region: 305-3256 (983 amino acids)
Source: RefSeq, a predicted model, not a curated record
GAGAGAGAGAGAGAGAGAGAGAGAGAGAGAGUUGGAAAGUGGAUGGAGAGGGCAGGCACAUUCACUGGAGCAACAUCUGUGACUCCACAGCUUUCCAAAGCUUCUGCAGUCUAGUAUUCUGCAAAACCAUGGCCAUGGCACACCUAUGAGGAUGUAAGAGGGACUUCAUUCAGCAGAAAUCCAGCUCUGCACAUAUUGACAUUUGAACUGGAAUUUCACUGUCUGACACUGUAAAUGGAUUCCGUGUGCGAUUGGCAGAGAAGUAGAAAUAUCCAGUUCUGAGAAAAAGCAAGUAGGAGGGGAUAUGGCGACUGGCUCAUACAAAUGGUGGUACAAAACUGAGGCUUGGUGCUUCAGGAUCAUUGGUUGCAAAAUGAGAUCCAUGCAUUUUGUCUUUUGGUGUGUGUACUUCAUGUUUCUUCACUUAUUUUGCACAGCCCAAGAUGAGGACAUGAGAUUAAGUUGCAGAACGGCUCCAAGUGACUUAGUGUUCAUACUUGAUGGCUCAUGGAGUGUGGAUGACACAAAUUUUGAGAUAGUUAAACGGUGGCUGGUGAACAUCACAACAAGCUUUAACAUUGGCCAGAAGUUCACCCAAAUUGGGGUGGUCCAAUACAGUGAUGAACCUGUUUUACACAUACCACUGGGAAAACAUUACUCAACCGAAGAUUUAAUCAGAGCCAUGGAGUCCAUAGAAUACAUGGGAGGCAACACCAACACUGGAAAAGCUAUUAGGUUUGCCAACGAGAAGCUGUUUGCACUAUCAGAGCGUGGGCCGAAUGGGGCUUCAAAAAUUGCCGUGGUUCUGACAGACGGGAAGUCACAAGAUGCAGUGAUGGAAGCUGCAGAGGCCGCAAGGAAAAAAGGGAUAAUACUCUUUGCAAUUGGUGUUGGGUCAGAGACAGAGGAGGCAGAGCUGAGGACAAUUGCCAACAAGCCGUCCUCAACCUAUGUUUUCUAUGUUGAAGACUAUAAAGCCAUCUCCAAGAUUCGUGAAGUUAUUCGGCAGAAGCUGUGUGAAGAGACUGUAUGUCCAACCAAAAUACCAGUUGACUCUCGGGAUGAGAAGGGAUUUGAUAUUCUGUUUCACCUGAAAUUGGCCAAAAAAGCUAAAAAGACACAAGGAUCCUUUUACAGAAUGAAAGCCUACCAAGUGACGCCCAGAGAUGAUUUAACAGAGAACACCAGGGCUUUGUUUCCUGAUGGGCUUCCACCUUCUUACGUGUUUGUGGCCACACUUAAAUACAAGGGUUCAGUCCUAACAGAGGACUGGGAUCUCUGGAGAAUACAGACUAUGGAUGGAGAGCCUCAAAUGGCAGUUACUUUAAACGGUUUGAAGAGGACCGUCACAUUCACCACUACAAGCACUACACAAAGCGGAACACAGACAGUGGUCUUCACCAAAUCACCAGCAAAAAAACUGUUUGAUGAAAAAUGGCAUCAGCUGCGUCUUCUGGUAACAGAAGAAGAUGUAACGCUUUACGUUGAUGACUUGGAAAUUGAAAACUUGGCCCUGGAACCCCCUGCUGGCAUUUUUAUCAACGGAAAGACACAAGUUGGGAAAUAUGUCAGAAAAGAAACAACUGUUCCUUUUGAAAUUCAGAAACUACGAAUCUACUGUGACCCAGAGCAGAAUAACAGGGAAACUGCUUGUGAAAUACCUGGAGUUUGUGCCAGUGGAUCAGCUGAUAUUGAUCCAACCCCAGAGCCAUGUAUUUGUCCACCUGGGGCACCUGGAACUCCAGGCCAAAAGGGAGAGCCAGGAAGAGCUGGGGUUCCUGGCAAACCUGGUCAUGCUGGUGCUGAUGGUAAGCCUGGUGCACCCGGGCCAAGAGGAAGUGCUGGUCUUCAAGGUCCUCCUGGCAUGGCGGGGCUUCGGGGAGCCGAUGGAUACAAGGGGAAUAAAGGAAGUCCAGGGGAGCCUGGUGAAAGAGGUGUCCCAGGGAUACCUGGCCCUCCAGGUCAACUGGGUGAAAAGGGGGCGACUGGCUCUCAAGGCAGGCAAGGGAUGCCAGGCAAAGACGGACAACAGGGUGAAAAGGGAAACAGCGGAUCUGUUGGUCCACCCGGAUAUCCAGGGCAACCUGGGACACAUGGAAGAGAUGGGAAAGAUGGAAUUCCAGGAGGGACUGGGCAAAAGGGUGACACAGGCGCUCCUGGUAUUCCUGGCCUAGAUGGAAGAGGAGGACAUCCAGGACUGCCGGGAAUGCCUGGAAGUGAAGGCCCAAGCGGAUUAAAGGGUGAGACAGGAUUACCAGGACCAAAGGGAGCAAGAGGCCCACCAGGGAACAAUGGCGAGAUGGGUUUGCCUGGAAUACAUGGUCCACCUGGAUUACCUGGGCCUAAGGGCGGUAAAGGAGACAGUGGUGUCCCGGGUCAACCAGGGCUACCUGGGCAGCAGGGUCAGUCUGGAGAACCUGGGAACCCGGGACAGACAGGACAUCCUGGAAUGCCUGGUAUGAAAGGAUCUAAGGGAGAAAUAGGAGCCCCAGGUGAAAGAGGGGAAGAGGGGUUGAAAGGUGACAAAGGAGAUCCUGGAAAACCUGGUCACAAUGGUCUAACUGGACUGACAGGACAAAAAGGAGAGAAAGGGACAACAGGAGAGCCUGGCCAGAGUGGACAUAUAGGCCUCCAGGGUCAGCCAGGACUGCCAGGACAGCCAGGUCCUCCUGGGUCCAGAGGACAGAGUGGGGACACUGGACAACCUGGACCACCUGGACCUGAAGGACGACCUGGGAGAGAGCUGUCUGAGCAACGCAUUCAGCAGAUAUGCAGAGAGGUCCUUCAAUCAGAGAUUCCCUCACUUCUUCUUAGUAGCCAACACAGUCAACAGAGAAGUUGCGAACACUGCCACACAAGGCUGGGACCUCCUGGGCCACCAGGACCAAAAGGUCUCCAGGGUUUCCGAGGUUUUCCAGGAGCACCAGGAUCACAGGGAUUGCAGGGACACCGAGGUUUACCUGGAAGGCCUGGUAUUCCUGGCAUGAAAGGUGAUCCAGGAGAAAAAGGCGAAAAAGGAAAUCAAGGACGAUCAGGAAUUGGAGACCCAGGUCAACCCGGACUUCCAGGUCCAAUGGGUCCUCCAGGUAUCAGCAAACCUGGUCAUCCAGGCACACCCGGCUUGCCUGGGCGGGAUGGGGAAGCGGGAAAGAGGGGAUAUCCGGGAGAACCUGGGCCACCAGGUGUGUGUCAUCCAUCUAUGUGUUAUAGUGCAGUUUUAAGAAGGGACCCUUUUGUUAAAGGGCCAAACUAUUGAAAUAGCGUUGGAUGAAACAGGCCAGUCUGGAUUUGGUGCUCAGAGAAUGAGAGAAAAGUUAACAGACAACCUUUACGAACUCAGGACGAUCAUAUUUUGAAGGGUGUCUCUAAGGCAUGGAGACAUUAAGUACCUCUAAUAGUGUAAAUAAUGAAAUGCAUCCCUUUGUGUAUGGAUCAUGGCAUGGUUUCUCAACAUCACAAACUGUCCCCAUUCACUUUCUCUCAUAAACCUAAAGAUUGCAGUCAGAGUUACAACUAAAAGUUACUUUUAAAUAGGGUGAAAUAAAUCAGACAAACGGUAGCAUCAAGUGUCCUGCAGCACUUAAAUGCUUACAGGCCUUCAAGUGAACACAUAGCACUACUAAUUUCCUGACUCUCUAGCACCCUCCAGUGUUUGUCUGUAGCUUUUCAUCCAUCCUGUAGGAUUUUUUUUUUUUUGCCUUAUUUAACAUGUUCAUGUUAUCUGCGAGUAGUUAGUCAACAUUCUGUACAUUUUCAUACUUUUGAUAUCACUUUUUUUUUCUUCCAUAGCUUAAAUGUAAACCAUAAGCUUGCAUGCUGAAAAUCGACUUUCUGCUAAUCUGUUAAAUGAUGCUUCAUUUUUUUCUUGCCUCAUUUCACUAUCUGUCAUGGAGAAAUGAUAACCCCAAGAUCUUGUCUAUUAUUAUUAUUAUUAUUAUUAUUAUUAUUAUUAUUAUUAUUAUAAUUGUGGAUUACAAAUGUGAGCUUUGUAUAAAGCAGCUGUUUUGCUGUUAGGCACCAUGAAAUUGUUUUUUUUUUUU